GCGUCAGGGCCAUGAGCUGGUUCCAAGAUGCUGCUGCUGCUGCUGCUGCCGCCCAUGCUGCUGGGGGGGUCCCUGGCCCAGGAUUGGAGAUACACAUACACGCUGCAGGUACAGCGUUCGGCCACGGUGCAGGAGGGCCUGUGCCUCUCCAUCCCCUGCACCUUUAACUACCCCCGGGAAGGCUGGACGCACUCUGGCCCAGCUUAUGGCUACUGGUUCCGGGAAGGGACCGACAGUACCCACGGGUUUCCAGUGGCCACAAACCACCUAGUUCGAGAGGUCUCCAGGGAGGCCCGUGACCGAUUCCAGCUCCUCGGGGACCCCCGGACCCUGGACUGCUCGCUGAUGAUCAGAGACGCGCGGAGGGAGGACACAGCCAAAUACUUCUUUCGAGUGGAGAGAGGCACUCUGAAAUAUAGUUAUACGUACUACCCAAUGUCUCUGGAAGUGACAGGCCUGACCCAGAAGCCCGAUGUCUAUGUCCCUGAGACCCUGGAGCCUGGACGCCCGGCAAAGCUACUCUGUCUGUUUCCUGGGGACUUUGCAGGCUGUCCGACCCCCAUGUUCUCCUGGACAGGGUCAGCCCUCUCCUCUCAAGGACCCAGACCACAAACCUCUCUCUUCUUCUCUGAGCUCACCCUGACACCGAGACCCCAGGACCACAACACUGAGCUCACCUGUCGAGUGGGAUUCUCCAACAAGGGAGUGAGCGCAGAAAGGACCAUCCAGCUGAGGGUGGACCAUGCCCCCAAGGAUCCUGUCAUCAGCGUUUCCCAGACCACUGCAUCAGUCCCCUCGCCCCAAGGAAACUUCCUGGAAGUCCGGAAAGGCCAGUACCUGCGCCUGUGCUGUGAGGCAGACGGCCAGCCCCCAGCCAUGCUGAGCUGGGUCCUGAACAACAGGGUGCUCUCCAUGUCCCCUCCCAACCAGUCCAGCCCUCUGGAGCUGGAGCUGCCUCAGGUGGGACCCAGAGAUGCGGGGCGCUACACCUGCCAAGCGGAGAACAGGCUGGGCUCCCAGCAGAGCUGGCUGAACCUCUCUGUGCAAUACCCUCCCGAGAACCUGCGAGUGACCGUUUCCCAAGCAAACAGGACGGUCCUGGAGAGCGUCGGGAAUGGCUCCUCGUUCCCGGUCCUGGAGGGCCAGUCCCUGCGCCUCGUCUGUGCGGCCGACAGCAGCCCCCCCGCCGAGCUGGGCUGGGCCCGAGGGCGCGGCGCCCUGAGCCGCUCGGCAGCCUCGGACCCCGGGCUCCUGGAGCUGCCCCGGGUGCGGAAGGAGGACGAAGGGGAGGUCACUUGUCGAGCUGAGAACCUGCUGGGCGCCCAGCAGGUCUCGCUGCACCUCUCUGUGCUGUACCCCCCUCGGCUGCUCGGCCCCUCCUGCUCCUGGGAGCCCGAGGGUCUGCGCUGCAGCUGCUCUGUGCGCGCCCGGCCGGCCGCGACCCUGCGAUGGCGGCUUGGGACCCAGCUGGUGGAGGCUACUGGCCCCAACGCCUCGGUCACGGUCACCUCCAGCUCCGACGGGACCUGGGCCAACAGCUCCCUGAGCGUGCGCGCGGGGCUCAGCCCCGACCUGGCGCUCCACUGCGAGGCCCGGAAUGCCCACGGGACUCACAGCCUCACUAUCCUGCCGCUGCCCGAUGACCAGGGAGCCUUUUCCAGCGCCUUCUCCAAGGGAUGCUUACUGGGGACAGGCAUCGCCACCCUUCUGUUCCUCUGCCUCAUCCUCAUUCUCGUGAAGAUCCUGAGGAAGAAGUGGGCCCAGCCAGGAGCUCUGCAGUCCCGGGCCUCCAGGGGCAGCUCCGUCCUGGAUUACGUCAAUGUGGACCCCAGCGGGGCUUCUCGGGCUCAGAACCGGAAGGUCCCACCCAGCAGUCCUUUCCAGCUCCCUCCUUCAGGGUCUGGCCUCCCGGCAGAAUCGAAGAACCCCACGCACCCAGGAGGGAUACCAUCCAGGCAAGACCCAGGAUCCGAGAACCACGCAGAGGAGCUACACUACGCAGCUGUCCGGUUCCCAGGACUCAGACCGUGGGAGGCCCAGGAGCCCACGGACAGGAACACUGAGUAUGCGGAGGUCACAUUCCGCCGAGGCUCUGCUGGGCUCUAGGGCUGGGGAUCCGGGCUGCCACCGAGGAAGGGAGAGAGACAAAGAGGGCAUUGGAAAUGCAGUGCCAAGUCUCUUGCUCUGACCCUCCAAGGAUGGGCCUUCUCAUCCCAAGCAUUUGGAAUAGCCGAUCUUUCCAUCUGGAGCAGCCUUGCUCUGGAAAGCAAGAGAGAGACCCUCUUCAGAAACACGUAGGUGUUCUCCUUGCUGACCCACUCAGGGUCUCACAGACUCAAAGGUGGAAGGGGCUUGAAAGAUGAUCAGGGGAGCACCCGGACAGCCAGGCCCACCGGCCCAGCCUGGUGCACUGACAAAGUUUGUACAGCCUGCUAGAGAUGGUUGCAGAGAAAUGUCAAAAACCAAAAGGACUGUGUUUCAGGAUACAUGACUCUUGGAUGACAUUUUCACUCGCUUGCCCAUGAAUAAAGUUAUUAGAACCCAA
This is a messenger RNA of Echinops telfairi (small Madagascar hedgehog), 2545 nucleotides long. Its product is annotated as sialic acid-binding Ig-like lectin 10. Gene Ontology annotation, biological process: cell adhesion. The coding region runs from base 28 to 2106 and encodes 692 amino acids. The record is from RefSeq and is a predicted model, not a curated record. Gene Ontology annotation, molecular function: sialic acid binding. Gene Ontology annotation, cellular component: plasma membrane. NCBI's taxonomy places the organism in Eukaryota, Metazoa, Chordata, Mammalia, Afrosoricida, Tenrecidae. The transcript is spliced from 11 exons.